Messenger RNA from Corticium candelabrum, 1686 nucleotides. RefSeq lists its product as uncharacterized. The record is from RefSeq and is a predicted model, not a curated record. Lineage: Eukaryota; Metazoa; Porifera; Homoscleromorpha; Homosclerophorida; Plakinidae. The transcript has 4 exons. Bases 134 to 1606 code for a protein of 490 amino acids.
UCCCGCCCAAUGCUCUAGAUACUGCUGACGUGUAUCUACUCAUUCAAAACGCCGGCUUUCUUACGCGACGUUAUCAAGUUCAUCGCUCUGUCCUCCCUUUCUUGUUCUCAUCACCUGCCUGCUCUCAUUCUCGAUGCCUUUCAAUCUGACAGUCGCCAACCCACGAGGAACCGGAAGCGUGAAGCUCGUAUGCGAAUUCGAAAGGCUUCCCAAAGGCAACGUUGUUGUUCCGAACGGGCUGCAUUUCAAAGAGUAUGUUCGCAACUCGGAGGUGCCCGAGAGGUGGGCAACUUCCGUGAUCGUUAGGAGUCACCGGACUGCGACUGCCGAGCAGAGACGGAAUGCGAGGAUUGUCUUUCAACACCUCAUGACAAAGGACUAUUCGGCGAGAGCGUGUAGCAAUCAGGGGUCUGUGUAUUUGCGGACGCCUCCCAUUGAUGAGCUGGAUGCUAGUGGAAGAGUGAGGAUACUAUGUUGCUUUAGGCAGCCUCUAAAGCAAGUGGAUUCGUGUGGUUCUUCUGGUGAAUCAUCCCAUCAAAGCAGUGAUGACAAAGAAAUGUCACCAGACGCAGAUAAUUCAAUACUUUCUAUGUGCCAGACGUCAGAGGUGGGUAGUUGGUGGGGAAAGGUCAGCUCCACGUCAUUGCCCGUUGACCCAAGGAGAGCAAGAAGUCCAGCAACAGUGUCGACAUUGUUCCAACAAUCUAAAUUGAGAGAUGGAAGCAAAGUGACCAGUGAAAGAGUCAUGAAUGUGCAAUGCUCUAGAUGUGGAACGCAGCACGUUUCAAUCGAAGAAGAGAAAUGUUGCAUACGAUCAUGCAGCCACCACCUCGAUCCUAACUCCAGACAUUAUAUUAGUAAAAAGCAGCAUAUAGAUGGCUUGAAGACUAAAUUGGACGAUGUGAGGACCAUAAGAAUCUUUGAGAGCCGAUCAAGGCAGAGAAUGAAGAAAACUGCGUCAUCUGGUUGGGUGAGAAAAGCGAAGACAAAUGGUGCUGAGAAGCAGCACGGUAAGAAGAACAGACGUCGAGCAAUACCUGCUGUACAUGAUGUCAAACUAUCCUGGUCUUCAAUGACAGGUGCACACAGUGACACUUUAGUUGAUGGAGAAGCUGAGAUCAAGGGGCUGGAAAGUAGUCAAUGUCAUGGCGUAGAGUAUGCCCCACAUCUGCACAGUUACAAUGACAACUACACAAGUGGACAAAGUCUUGACUUUGAAGUGAAGAACAUCCGACGAGAUAAAAGACUACGAAAGGCUAGACGUAAACAAGGAAUCACAGAACGAGGUUACACACUGACUACGCGUGAAGAGAGAGUUCUAAAACGGAGCAUAAAGAGGGAACGGAGCAUAAAGAGGGAACGAAGUGAACGGAGUGUAGCUAGAAGGCUCGGUGCUAAAAUUGGAUAUUGCAGUUCGGAGUUCAUCCCCACUGAAUGGGACAGUCUAGAAACAGACAUUGCAACCGAUGAGAACGAGGCUGGAGCGUACAUGUCGUAUCUGUGGACACAGCCAACUUCGAGUAACAGGCCCAAGACAUCAAAUCACAGGACUCUUUGCACCGGGUUUGACCUCGACGAGAUCACGAACAUAAACGAUGUGUUUUAACUCUUAGUUAACAGUAAGGAAAACUGUCAUCGAUUUGUGUUGUAACUUAUUUCAAGAGCAAUAACUUGUUGAGUUCUUGG